Linnemannia hyalina is the source of this 1335-nucleotide messenger RNA. The record is from the annotation of a GenBank genome assembly. NCBI's taxonomy places the organism in Eukaryota, Fungi, Mortierellomycota, Mortierellomycetes, Mortierellales, Mortierellaceae.
AUGUACGCAAGAGUCACUGCCAGAGCUUUGGUUAGAUCCAUCCCCACGAAGGCCAUCAAGGCCACCCCCACUCCCCUCGCCCACUCUGCCAAGGCCUUCUCGACCUCGGCAUUGUCGAUGGAAGCACACAAGAAGAAGGAGAGAGUCAAGGUUCACUUCCCCGGUGCGCUCGACAGUCAUUUCUCGCAGGUCCUCGAGAUCCGUGAGAAGAUGGAGCCCAUCGAUACCUUCCGUGUCAUGGAUACUGACGGCAAGGUCCUCGAAAAAUCCUUGGAACCCGAGGUUACUGAGGAGUUCGCCACCAAGAUCUACAAGGACAUGUUGACCUUGAACGUCAUGGAUUUGAUCCUGUACGAGGCUCAGCGUCAGGGACGUAUCUCCUUCUACAUGACCAACGCCGGAGAGGAGGCCUAUAUUGGAAGUGCUGCCGCCCUCGAGCCCGAGGAUGAGAUCUUUGGUCAGUACCGUGAAGCUGGAACGUUGUUGUACCGUGGAUUCACUUUGGACCAGUUCAUGAACCAGUGCUACUCGAACGACAUGGAUUUGGGUAAGGGUCGUCAGAUGCCUGUCCACUACGGUUCCAAGGCCUUGCACUUCCAGACCAUCUCCUCUCCUCUUGCCACCCAGUUGCCCCAGGCCGCGGGAGCUGCCUAUGCCAUCAAGCGGUCCGGAAAGAAGAACUGUGUGAUGUGCUACUUCGGAGAGGGAGCUGCCUCUGAGGGAGACUUCCAUGCUGCUCUGAACAUUGCUGCCACCACCUCUUGCCCCGUCAUCUUCUUCUGCCGUAACAACGGAUUCGCUAUCUCGACACCUGCCAAUGAGCAGUACAAGGGUGACGGUAUUGCCUCCCGCGGAGUCGGAUACGGCAUGCACACGAUCCGUGUGGACGGCAACGACGUCUGGGCGGUCUACAAGGCGACCCAGGAGGCCCGCAAGAUCGCGGUCGAGCAGCACAAGCCUGUGUUGAUCGAGGCCAUGACCUACCGUGUCGGCCAUCACUCGACCUCGGACGACUCGUCGGCCUACCGGUCCAAGAAGGAGGUCGAGGACUGGAAGCGUCACGAUAACCCUAUGGUCCGUAUGCGCAAGUGGCUCGAGUCCAAGGGAUGGUGGGACGAGGCCCGUGAGAACUCUCAUAAGGCCACUCAGCGGACUGCAGUGUUGAAGAGCUUUGCGGCGGCUGAGAAGAGGAAGAAGCCCCCAGUCUCGGAGAUGUUUAACGAUGUGUAUGAUAAGUUGACGCCCGCCUUGAUCGAACAGAAGAAGGAGUUGGAGGAGUUGAUUAAGAAGUUCCCUGCUCAUUAUGAUACCUCCAACUACGCCAAGGAGAAAUAA